CAGCUCUCAAUUUUACGAAUUUGAAUAGACUGCGUAAAGCGGCAAUUUAAUACAAACGAAGCAAAUACUUUUAAAAAAUUGGGUUUCAGAAAUCUCUUAACAUGAAUCCGGAAAAACAAGAAUAUGAAUUACAACAUUUUAAUUUUAGUUCCGAUGAAAUCAUUGAACAAAACCGUUUCAUGGUAAAAACUGUUAUUCAGCAAUCGUUAAUCGAGUUCACCGAUGAAUUUGUAGAAGCUAACAAUAUUCCUAUUGAUCAAGCUAUGGAACUUCGGGCCAAGUGCUACACCACAGCAGCAAAAAUGUUUGAAGAUUGUACGCAAAAACUUGAGGAGUUAGCCGCACUAUAUCAAUCUACUUUUACUAUUCCUGACAAUGUCCUGCUUCCGUCGGAUUUAAUGCAGAAGAAAAAUUAUACUGCCGAGUACGUACAGGAGCUACAACAGGAAGUAUCAUCGCUGGACAAACAAUUUCGUCAAGACUGUGUUUUCCUGGCCCAUCUAGAAGAAGAAAUCAAAUUGCACCAGCAUUUGGCUCCGUUUUUAGACAGCGAAACUAAAUUGAAUGAACUAGUUGAUCAAUACCGACGGGAAGAAAUCGUUCCGGUUGAAGAUGCCGCAGUAGUGCAGGAUUUAGCCGAGGUAAUGCAGAAUGUUCUGAACUUGUAAGGAAGCUGUUUGAGGUGUAUGAUGCAAACAAAUAAUAACAUUAUUUCGUUCAUUAGCAACAAAAACGUUAUAAAGUUGUUUGGAAUAUAAACUAUAGUAAUGUAUCAGUAUCUCGAACAAAUCUCAAAUAGUGUAACUACUAGAAAUGAAUAUGUCAUAUUCAUGCCAACAGCUUGUGGAUUUAGUGAUAUUGUGUAAAAUAUAUUUUUUUAUAUAAA
Molecule: messenger RNA, 886 nt
Organism: Wyeomyia smithii (pitcher-plant mosquito)
Lineage: Eukaryota; Metazoa; Arthropoda; Insecta; Diptera; Culicidae
Product: protein MIS12 homolog
Exons: 2
Coding region: 102-668 (188 amino acids)
Source: RefSeq, a predicted model, not a curated record